Molecule: messenger RNA, 4572 nt
Organism: Eptesicus fuscus (big brown bat)
Lineage: Eukaryota; Metazoa; Chordata; Mammalia; Chiroptera; Vespertilionidae
Gene: RTL6
Product: retrotransposon Gag like 6
Exons: 2
Coding region: 528-1247 (239 amino acids)
Source: RefSeq, a predicted model, not a curated record
GCACCCAGGUCGCGCCGCGACCCGCCCUCCACUGCGACCCCGGCCCCGCGCCCGCCUCCCGCCGCCGCGGCCGCCCUGGCCUGACCUGACCGGGAAGCAGUUCCGGCGGCGGCCGGCGGCCGGCGUGACUCAUCGGCCGGCCCGCGUCCCCGGAUCGCGCCAUCUCGGCGGCGGCCCGCGCGGCAGACUGCGCCGCGGAGACCCAGGUACGCGCCCGCCGCCCGGCCCGGCUCCGCCGCAGGCCGCAGAACAAGUCCAGCCUCCUGUGCAGUGCGCCCGGCCCGGUGGGGUCCGCGAUAAAGGAGCCGACCCGGAAUCGGGGGUCCCCGAGGCCUGCACCACCUGCCUGGCCGCGGGCGCUCACCUCCGGCUGGAUCCAUCCGCCCUGCCUUCACUCCGGGUCCGGAACCCCACCUGUCCCCGCAUUCCUGUCUGGGUUUACCCAGUUCUAGCAUCACAGGACCUCAGGUGCCGGCUUACCCAAACCAGGGCCCUUCCCCGCCCAUCCAGGUUGGGCCUCUGCCAACAUGGUCCAACCCCAGACGUCAAAAGCCGAGACCCCAGCCCCUGCAGCCGCCACCAGUGCCCAAAUGGAUGACGUCAUAGACACCCUGACCUCCCUGCGCCUCACCAAUUCGGCGCUGAGGCGGGAGGCCUCCACGCUGCGGGCGGAGAAGGCGAACCUCACCAACAUGCUGGAGAGCGUGAUGGCGGAGCUGACCUUGUUACGCACCAGGGCUCGGAUCCCGGGGGCGCUGCAGAUCACCCCACCCAUCUCAGCCAUGACCUCCAACGGGACCCGACCCAUGACCACGCCGCCCACCUCUCUGCCCGAGCCUUUCUCGGGAGACCCGGGCCAGCUCGCGGGGUUCCUGAUGCAGAUGGACAGGUUCAUGAUCUUCCAGGCCUCCCGCUUCCCGGGCGAAGCCGAGCGGGUGGCGUUCCUCGUGUCGCGGCUGACGGGGGAGGCGGAGAAGUGGGCCAUCCCCCACAUGCAACCCGACAGCCCGCUGCGGAACAACUACCAGGGCUUCCUGGCGGAGCUGCGGAGAACCUACAAGUCUCCGCUGCGGCACGCGCGGCGCGCGCAGAUCCGGAAGACUUCCGCCUCCAACCGGGCGGUGCGGGAGCGGCAGGUGCUGUGCCGCCAGCUGGCCGCCGCGGGCCCGGGCCCCUGCCCUGUGCACCCCGCCUCCAGUGGGACUAGUCCAGCGCCGGCCCUGCCCACCCGAGCUCGGAACCUUUAAGAGCCGCCACCAUCCUGGUUGCAUCGGCAAACGCACUCGGGAGCAGCGCCCUUUGCGCGCAGAAGUGACCCUGCAGCAGUACCGUUCUUUAGAAGACCCCCUGCCUGCCCUCCAGACGGCCCCUCUUCACCCCCUGGGGCGCCCGGGCUCCCCUCCCUUCCUCGUGUGUGUGCUAGCUGUGUCCCCGCCUCGGUGCAUGCUCCCCCUCAUGCUUGAAAGCCAGCUCCUCCGUGACCACAGCUCAGCUACUGCCACAGGCCUCCACUCAUGCUCCCGCCCGCCGACCCCCCCAGCCCGACGCGCACAGAUGCUCUGCGGCUCCCCGCCUGGCGGCCUGUUCUCACCGGCAGAGGCACUUUGGCCAGGCUGGUGGGGACCUGGACCCGGGAGCCUGGCCUCCCACCCAUGAGUGACCGCUGCCCUGCCAGGGCCAGUGGAGCAGGCAGGGGUGUCCUUGGCGGCCGAGAGGUCACUGCUGGGAGUGUGGCUCCAGCACUUUGGGGCACGCUUCACUUUGCACUAGCCUCGCAGUCUGUGCCCCCAUUGCCGCUCGGAUGGCCCGGAAACGCAGGCGGAGGGAGACACCUGGAGGAUGCCCGCCACGAGGGCCUGGCGCAGCGGCGUGUUCUGGCGGCACCGGACUCCCGGGCCUGGAAGCUGCCGGCGGAAGAAGGAGACUGACUGGGACCGCUGGGCAGCUCCCUCGGCUGUCGCGUGCGCGGCACGUGGUGCCCAAGACCCUCUGCCGGCUGGGGGCUGGCCGCCGGGGCGCAUUGCGCCGCCCUGGACCUCCAGUGGAAUCGCCGCAGCCGCUGGCGCAGUCACCCCUCCUCCGUCCCGCGUCACGUGGUCCCUUCUCCACUCAGGUGACAAGUGGCCUUCCGCUCAGCCCCUCAGCACCUCCAGGGCUCAGAGCCCCCCAGGCCUGGCUGUCCGUCAGCUGCCCAGUCUUUGUCCAAGAAAACAUGGACGCCUAGCUGGGCCGCCUUCCUCUGGGAGCAUCUGGGAGCACUGCAGGAAGGGGCCUUGGCCCUGGUGACCCGGCCAGGCCUCGGACUACCCCGUCCUCACUGACGGGCGGCUGGCACUCAUGUCGCAGGCCUGAGGGACACAGCCGCGCCUCAGCGGGGGACGGCCUCGCGCUUCCUCACGGGCGCCCCGAAGUCACUGGCCAAAUGGCGCUUGCCCAGGUCCUUUGGGUGGGGAUGCUCCGCCAUGUUUGGACGCCAGCCAAACUCCAUUGACAUUCACACGGCCGCCUGGACCGUGGGGGGCCAGGGGGUGUCUUACCCUGGCUUCCUCCGCCCCUGCUCUGGCCUGGCUGCACCACCCAGAGACAGGUGACGGGACACCCAGGCUGGGCCCUGGGCCCAUCCGACUUCCUGAGAGUUUCGGUGAUGCGGGGACAGUGCCCGCGCCUGACGCAGCCCCGCCUGGCAGCCAGGGGUGUGCAGUGGCUGCUGCUGUCCGGGGGUCACUGCCUCCACUGUGACCCCGUUAGCCCGCUGCCCCGCUUCACAACGGCCUGCACGCAGGCCACAGGCCCCUGCGUCCCACCGCGGCUCAGGGGACAUGGUGCUCACUAAGCAUGCUGGGGGGCCACAGAGGAGCCCCGAUUCCGGGGGCGGCACCUCUGAGGGUGUGCCCGUCACUUCUCAGUGCUCAGCUUUCUCUGCCUAUCUGCCAGGUACAGGUGGCCACAGAUGAGGGGGUACAGUGGCACCUGGGCAAAGCACGCCCGCAGGGGGUAACUCACCUUGAAGGUUCCUGUGUGCCCGGCCCAGCCAGGGUAGGAGACCAGCAGGGGAGCAGGCGGGACUCUGUCUCAGCAGCCCCUGGGGCCACCCGAGUGGUUUGUAGACAUCCUGUUGGCAGGCUGUAGAAGGCCUGUCAGUCACACUGCUCACAGCAGGACGAGCCCCUGGGCAGGGCUGGCCACGCGGGCCGCCCCCAGCCGUCACCUGGCCCUUUGUCCGUGGGGCGUGCCCAGCCCGGCUGCCGCUCGGCCUCACCGGGCCGUGGUUCCGCUGCGUUUCGUCUCGGUGCUUGGGCGGUGCGGCCGCACAUCCGUGACCCUGACUGCUUCCUGCAGCUGUGGGAACGAGCAGGUGCGGGAGCUGGGGUCACCCCACACUGGACUCGGAAGCAACCACACGGAGCCCACUGGCUCUAGAGGGAGACACCCCGUCCCCAGCAAGAGGAGGGGACCCAGGGCUGGGCCAUGGCGGCCGGCAGGUCAGGCCGGAGGAAGUGGGGGGGAAGCCGCUGUGUACACGCUGUGGGUUAGACUAAGUUGAAGGACUGCAUUGGUUUGUUGAAGGGCCCGGCAGCUGCGUUCAUGCACGUGAGGAGCCGUCUCAUGGGGGGGCCGGGCUCUGCUCUGACUGCUCUGGUCUCCACGAGCCCCUAGGGAGAGAGCUUCGUUUCCUGCCGGCAUCCUCCAGGCGGGACUCAGAUGAGGGUGGCCUCCUGGCCUCAUACAUGGCGUGACCUUGGAGUGAAAGUCCUGCAGCAUUUCAUGGCGUCCAGGAGGAGCAGAGGCCGCCUCGGCGCCAGGCGAGCAGGGGUGAGGGAGCAGGAGGAGGGCAGGUAGGACUCCUGGUGCGCACGCCCGGACGGGGGCAGACCGCCCAUGGGUGACCGGGACCCUGGCAGCCCACGGAGAGCGGCCUGCAGGGAGGGUUGGCACAUCCCGGGGGCAGGCCCUGGGGUGGUGGGAGGGACGCGUGCCGGGGCCACCGGCCGUGAGCGGAGCUUAGGGGGAGAGCUCCUCGCAGGCGCCUUCCACCUGCAGCCGCGGGUCUCGGAGCCUGUCGCUUCUGCUGGGCAAGCGCCAGCUCAGAAGCUGAGAGACGGCGACAUGAGGAGGAGCCGGGCGCCCGGAAGAGAGAGAGGAGGAGGCUGGGGUUCAGGGCAGGCCCUCACCGAGCAGCUGCCGUCUCCCCGUGGUGGCGGUUGGCACGGCACAGGUGCAGUAGGGACGGGGGCACCCAGCUCCUCACUUUCAGUCGCCGACUCCUUUCCAUAAGCAAGUGACCUGCCAGGUCUCGGCACACGCACGUUCUGGGGACUUGGGAAGAUGAGGGAGGAGAGGAAGGUGAAGUUGGGCCAUUUUGGUAUUUGUCCGGCCCCCUGCCAUGUGUGUACCACCUUUGCUUUGAGCUGGCGGUGCCGCGCCAUCGGGGGGAUGGGCAGGGGCCGGCGGUCACCGCGGUGACUCACUGCUCACUUAGAAAUGGACGCGGACCUCGUGCAUCCGCUGUCCCCAGCGGACGGUCCUUCCUUAGGCAGCUGCCCAGUGUGGGGUGACCCCAGCUCCCGCACC